Messenger RNA from Populus nigra (black poplar), 2523 nucleotides. RefSeq names its product ABC transporter F family member 5-like. The transcript is spliced from 9 exons. Lineage: Eukaryota; Viridiplantae; Streptophyta; Magnoliopsida; Malpighiales; Salicaceae. Bases 167 to 2269 code for a protein of 700 amino acids. The record is from RefSeq and is a predicted model, not a curated record. Gene Ontology annotation, molecular function: ATP binding; ATP hydrolysis activity.
UUAAAAGAAUAACCAGUUGAAAAGCCUCUCCGACGCACAACAGUAUCUCUUUCUUCAUGGGCUGAGUGUUUCUCUCCUCUCCCCUCCACAGAUUCUCACUGCCCUGAGAAACACUCUCCCGCCCGAACCCAUCAUUAUUUCCCCUCCCUUUUCUCACUACCCAGUCAUGGACUUGUCCACCAAACUCCACUCUACCUUCUUCACCGGCUCAACCUUUUUCAAUCCUCGACAAAAAUCCACUCUUUUUAAACCAAACCCAUCUCUCUUAUCCACUAAAUACAACACUAAUUCCUUCAAAUUCCCUACCAGAAGAUCGAAUUAUAAAACCAAAGCACGCUUAUCAACUGCCACGGUGGAAACAUCUGGUGCUGACUCCAAAACUGACAUUGAAUCAUUGUUUUCGAGCAAUUCGGAUGUUGAGUUCGACAAGAAACGCUCAAACAAGCAGUCAAACGGUGGGGCUUCAGGGAUAUCUUCAGGUAUUAAGCUAGAAAACAUAAGCAAGAGUUAUAAAGGAGUUACUGUUUUGAAAGACGUGACUUGGGAGGUGAAAAAAGGUGAGAAAGUUGGAUUAGUUGGUGUAAAUGGAGCAGGGAAAACGACCCAGUUGAGAAUUAUAACUGGACAAGAGGAGCCUGAUUCAGGGAAUGUGAUUAAAGCCAAAGCGAAUAUGAAGAUUGCGUUUUUAAGUCAAGAGUUCGAGGUUUCUAUGAGUAGGACCGUGAAGGAGGAGUUUAUGAGUGCUUUUAAAGAGGAAAUGGAGAUUGCUGAGAGGCUAGAAAAGGUGCAAAAGGCUAUUGAGGGAGCUGUGGAGGAUUUGGAGUUAAUGGGGAGGUUAUUGGAUGAGUUUGAUUUGUUGCAGAGAAGAGCACAAGCUGUGGACUUGGAUGAAGUUGAUGCAAAGAUUAGUAAGUUGAUGCCUGAGCUCGGGUUUUCGCCUGAAGACUCAGAUAGAUUGGUGGCUUCUUUUAGUGGUGGGUGGCAGAUGAGGAUGUCGCUUGGGAAGAUUUUGCUUCAGGACCCAGAUUUGUUGCUUUUGGAUGAACCCACAAACCACCUUGACCUUGACACGAUUGAGUGGCUUGAAGGCUAUCUCCAGAAGCAAGAUGUGCCAAUGGUCAUCAUAUCUCAUGACAGAGCCUUUCUUGAUCAAUUAUGUACGAAAAUUGUGGAGACUGAUAUGGGCGUGUCAAGGACAUUUGAGGGGAAUUAUUCUCAAUACAUCAUAUCAAAAGCAGAAUGGGUUGAAGCUCAGCUUGCUGCCUGGGAGAAGCAACAAAAGGAAAUUGAGCACACAAGAGAAUUAAUAAGUAGGUUAGGUUCAGGAGCAAACUCUGGCCGUGCUUCUUCUGCUGAGAAGAAACUGGAGAGACUUCAAGAAGAGGAUCAAAUAGAGAAGCCAUUUCAACACAAACAGAUGAAGAUCAGGUUCCCAGAGCGCGGGAGAAGUGGAAGAUCUGUUGUUGCCAUCAAUAAUUUGGAAUUUGGUUUUGAGGAUAAGGUGCUUUUUAAUAAGACAAAUCUUAUGAUAGAAAGAGGCGAGAAAAUUGCUAUUAUUGGUCCAAAUGGAUGUGGUAAGAGUACUUUACUGAAACUGAUCAUGGGUUUAGAGAAGCCAACAGGAGGCCAAAUUAUGAUCGGGGAACAUAAUGUACUACCAAACUAUUUUGAGCAGAACCAGGCUGAGGCACUUGAUUUAGAUAAAACAGUAAUUCAAACAGUGGAAGAAGUUGCGGAGGACUGGAGACUUGAUGAUAUAAAGGGACUCCUUGGUCGUUGUAACUUCAAAGCUGAUAUGCUUGAUAGAAAGGUUUCACUUUUGAGUGGUGGUGAGAAGGCACGUUUAGCAUUUUGCAAAUUCAUGGUAAAACCUUCAACUUUACUAGUUUUGGACGAACCAACUAAUCACUUGGAUAUACCUUCAAAAGAGAUGCUUGAGGAGGCCAUAUCAGAAUACAGUGGCACAGUCAUUACAGUUUCUCAUGACCGGUACUUCAUAAAGCAAAUAGUUAAUAGAGUUGUGGAAGUCAAAGACGACAAGUUACAGGAUUAUGCAGGCGAUUACAAUUAUUAUCUAGAGAAAAAUCUUGACGCAAGGGAGAAAGAGCUUGAACGUGAGGCAGAGCUUGAGGACAAGGCUCCCAAAGUAAAGGCCAAAUCCAAGAUGUCAAAGGCUGAGAAGGAAGCUCGAAAGAAACAAAAAAUGAAGGCCUUUCAAGCUGCCAAACAAAAGUCAAAAGGGUUGAAGAAUUCCAAGAGAUGGAAUUGACAGCUUUACACUAAAAGAUUGAACAUCACACUUCGUUAAACUAAUUUUAUCUUGUAAAGAUCCUAGGAAGUGAGGUGGCCUGAUUUGUGCCAGGAACUCGACCUUUGUAUAUAAGAUCAAUAGAAAGGCAGGUCUUGGUUCAAAAUUGAAAUGGGAAAUCUUGUGAUCCAAGUUUCUGCUUCUGGUUUGACCAUGUUAUAAAUUGUUUACGGCAGGACAAGAUCUUUAUAAAUGUCAUGUGACGGUCUGAUUAA